AUCUCCAAGUGUGUACAUCAGGGUGAUUAUUUUAUUUUUCCGCUAUUUUUUUUUUUUUCGUAUGUGAUAUAAUUACAAAUCCAUUUGGAUUUCUUUCAUGAAGAUCAAGUGAGAAAAGUACAAACGUCUAUGCAACUUCAAAUGAAUGACUGAACUUUAAUAAUCAAGAAAUCUUUCAUACAUAACAGAAUAAAGAAAAAUGUAAUUCACUUAAUAAUUUAUCAUACUGUAAACUAUUUCGUGGAACAUACUUUUAAUGGUGAUAUGAAUUUACUUAUUAUUAAAAAAAAUUUCUGCUUCGAAUGGAAUCGCUAAAUUAAUUUACUGAUGAUAUACAAUUUGAACAAUACGAUUAUUAUUUAAAUCAACUACACUGACUUGAAUUACAUUUUGCAAAAAUUACAAUCAAAAAGAAUAUUUCAUAAAUGGACGCUGCAUUUAUUUGGAAUUUAUCUAAACUUGGACGCAUUGGAUCUAGACGUUUACAAUUUGAUGAUGAUUUUGCCGAUCGAUUGAAUUAUCAAUAUACAAGUGUUUUAUUAUUUUUAUUUAUCGGUCUUAUUGGUGUACGUCAAUAUGUUGGUAAACCUAUUCAGUGUUGGAUACCUCAAGAAUUUACAAGAGGAUGGGAAGAAUACGCCGAAAAUUAUUGUUGGGUAGCAAAUACAUAUUUUGCACCAGUUGAAAAUCGAUUACCACCAGUUCCAGAUAGACGUGAAUCACUUCUAGUUUAUUAUCAAUGGGCACCAAUUGUAAUGGCUGCUCAAGCACUACUAUUCUAUUUACCAUGUUUAUUGUGGCGUUUAGGCAUGGCACAUUCUGGUUUUAAUUUGCAUCGUGUCUUACAAAUGGCGGCUGAAGCAAAUGAAAUGUUACCAGAAGCAACGGCUAAAACUGUUCGUAUUCUGUCAUACUAUAUGAAAAGUUGUAUACAACGACAGAGAUUGUAUAAAUAUACUAAUCAAUACAAAAAUUUCGGACUUUACAACCGAUUGGAAAAUGAGACUAUAAUUGAAGAAGACCAAUUAUUCAAUACAUGUACAUUAGAUAAUGAAGGUAAAACAUUAAGAAAUAUGAAUACUGGUCGAUUGUAUUCAUCAAAUCAUGUUUGUUCAAAAGAUGUGAUUGAAGCAGAAAAUUCUUGUCGUGUAAUUUCAAAACCAUUAAAUGGUAAACCGAUUAGUACAGUAAAAUUACCAAAUGAACAUAUUAUUUGUAAUGAAAGUACAGAACAUUCUAUGAGUUCUAAUUCAUCUUUAGAAAAUUUACGUAAAGGACGUGGACGAAAACCAGCUCCUCCACCUCCACCAAAAAUCAAGAACACUUCAGCUAAUUCAAUUCAUGAUCAUCAAAGGUCACAAUUAGAAGCACAAAAUAUUAAACCUUUAGAAAAUAUCAGCAGUUUUCAAGAGAGUGGAAAGAUAUCAACUUCUAAAGUUUUAACUGAAAAUGGAAACUUAAGCCAGACUACCAAAAGUCUUGGUAAAAAGGAUGGGAAAUUAUCAUCUUUAACAACUUUCAGAUGUCGGUUUUUAUGGUGUGGUAAAAAACAUGGAAAUUUUCUUGUUACACUUUAUAUGUUUGUGAAAUUUAGCUAUCUAUCAAAUGUUAUUGGACAAAUUUAUUUAAUGCAACAUUUCAUUGGUACAAAAUAUACAUUAUAUGGUGCUCAAGUAUUAGUCGAUUUAAUAAAAGGUCAAGAAUGGCAUCAUUCAGGUCAUUUUCCACGAGUUACAUUUUGUGACUUAGAAGCAAAGAAAUUAGGCAAAAAUCAUGUCUAUACCCUUCAAUGUGUUCUACCAUUGAAUAUGUUCUUGGAGAAAAUUUAUAUCUUUUUAUGGUUUUGGCAUGUAUUAAUUGCUUGUAUUAAUUUAAUUAGUUUUCUGAUAUGGAUUUAUCGAAUAUUUUUACCAAAAUCAAGAAUGAAAUUUAUUAUUGAUUAUUUAAAAGUAUUAAAUUUAAUUCCAAUUAAUAAUCAAUUAAAAAUCGAUAAUAAAAUUAAUGAAUUUGUGAAUUAUUAUUUAGGUUUAGAUGGUUUAUUUGUAAUACGUUUAAUUACAUCUAAUUGUGGUAUUUUAUUAGCUAGUGAAUUAACAGCAGAAUUAUGGAAAAGUUAUCAAAAUUUAUUUCUAGACCAACAUAUAACAUCGGAACCAACAUAUUUUUGUAUAAAUAAAACAAUCAAUUCUAUAAAGAAUCAUAAAGAUCAUUCAUCCAUUCAUAGAAAACAAUUUCCAAUCAUUUCAAAUAGUUCAAUACCUAAUACAAUAAAUCCAUAUUAUUGGACAAAACAAUCAAAGAGUAAUCAUGAUGAUGAUGAUCAUGAUGGUGAUGGUGAUGAUGUAAUUAAUUCUAUUCAUAAAGAUUCUAUUAAAUAUAAUCAUCAAUCAAUUCAUGUGAUAAAUGAUCCUAUUUUAAGUAGUUGUUCACCAAUUACACCAAUUAGUCACAUGUCAACUAUUAAUCAUAAUAAGCUAAAAUCAACUCAAACACAUCGAUCACAUCUUGGACGAUUAGGUAAUUCAUCAGAUGAUAUUGUUUAAAGUAGAAAAAAAAACACGGUUAUUUUAUUAAUUUUUGUUAAAAUAUAAUUCACCUCAGAAAAAAAAAUGAAACUUACAUAAUGUGGGAAUGUGUACUAUUCACUUGUCAAGUACAAUUGAACACAAUCAAUAAUGAAUUCAUAUUGUUGGUUUUCGUGAAAAUAUAGUGAUUCUUUUCUCCUUUUUUUUGGUGUCUUGUUUUAUGUGGUUGGUUACAUGAGGAUUGGAUUGUAUUAUUGAUCUGUUUAGUUUCAUUGUUAGUGAUUUAUUCAUUUUUAUUUAAACAAAGAAUACAAUAAUCGUCUAUUUCAAAUUAAAAUAGAACAGAAGUGUAUGAAUGUAUACAAAAAAUAUUUUUUAUGAAAAUCUCUAUUAAAAUUCAUUUUAACAUACCUAUACUACUGAUAAGUAUACUACUAUUAACAUUAUUAUUAUUAGCCUCAUUUAAAAGAAAUGAAACAUGUUAGAUUUUUAUUGUUUAGCUUAACUAUUCAAAUAUCAUAAAGAAUAUAAAACACCAUUAUAAUAAUUAUGAACUUAUUUUUGAAGUGUUUCAUGUCAUGAUUAGUUUAAUAUUCAAUU
Molecule: messenger RNA, 3125 nt
Organism: Schistosoma mattheei
Lineage: Eukaryota; Metazoa; Platyhelminthes; Trematoda; Strigeidida; Schistosomatidae
Source: the annotation of a GenBank genome assembly